AGCCGUCCAAUCAGGGUGGGGCGGCUUCUCACGACUCACAAUGUGUUGUAGCUGUGAGAGAAAGGUGCAGCAGGGCGGGCGAAAGGACUGAAGGAGAAAAUGAGCAAACAGGUUACGAGGAAGGGCAGAAACACAGUGAGCUUGGAGGGAAGGGACCAGCUGGGCAGCAACACAUUAAAGGACUUUUGAGAGGUUCUCAAACAGUCCAAAUACAAGAGCUUUACAAAAAGAAAUCUGCACGUGGCGAGGGCCUUCAACGCAGCAGACACACCAGGAUGGAGAAUGACUCAUGGGAUGAAAGCCAGAGUGACAGCGGAGUAUCGGCGGACUUCUCCCCCGGCAGCACCAUGGAGGGAAACCCAGCAAGUAUCUCCUCAGAGACUCCCAUUGAGAGGGAGAUCCGGCUGUCGGUGGAGCGCGAAAACAACCUGAGAAAGUCCAGGGGGCUACCCAGUGCAACCAGCAACUCACAGUAUGUACAGAUCCCCUUGAGGAAAGCUGUUCUUACUCAGUCAAAUACUGGUAAGGUUGACAAGAAUCAAGACAAGGACAGGGAGUUUACAGGAAAAGUGAUGCGGCAGGAGAUCUACGAGGAAACGCAGCGGGAGCAGGAUCUGGUCAAGCUCGGCAAAAUUCCUGGCAUUUACGACAAAGGUACAGUCCGCCAAAUGAAAGAGAGGAAGCAGAUUUUUGAGGCCUUUCAGACCCCCAGUGAAUCCGUGGGUCCAGCCAGGAGUAAGACCCCGUCCUGGUCUGCUGCUGGCGAUGCUUCAAAUCUGGACAGCCAGGAGAAGACGGCAUCGCUAGCAUCCACAAUUAAAGGCUCAUAUCCGGAGCGGGAUCGUAGCUUCGAUGCUACCAGUCCCACACAGAGCUCUAACGCUGCUAAAGCUGGAGGUUCAACCAACUCUACGUCUCGAGGACCAGGCUUCUCUGAGGGGACGGGGUUCCAGGUCGUCAUCAUCGAGAACAACAUGGACGUUCCUGCGGACAAAUGGUACAGUGCCAAGCCAGUCGCUGUUACUGUUGUGGAUUCUGGAAUGCCUUACAUCUCACCGUCCAGUGUUAGAGAAGAAGAGGAGGAAGAAGAGGAGUUAACCCCUCAAGAUAAUCCCUUUUUCAAGCUGCGUUCCUCGACCAGCGUGGUAAAAGUUCAGCAGGACAUUCAGGAGACCCACGAGAGGGAAAAGGAGCUCCGCAAGCAGAGGAGAAGCCUGUAUGGAGACAGAGGGGGUGCCAAAGGAGGAGAGGGAGGAGGAGGGCGAUCAGACAGCACCGAUGGAAGGAGUCUCGCACUUUCUCCGUCACUGAAUGGACUGACUGCUCCUGAUUUAUCCGGGUCGUCGUCCAGGGAGGAAACAGGGCUCUCUGCAGCUCACCAGUCAGUCGGGAAGUGGUCCGUAAAGCCCCCGGCCCAGGCCGAAGGCAACAAGAUGAACCAGCCAGAGGUCCUGCCCACUCCGUGGAGCCCCAGACAGAAAACCCCUCUGGUGCAGCGCUGGGAGUCGGGCCUGCUCAAUGGACACGGCGAGGAAGACGACUGAGAACGGAGCGGAUGCUUAAAGAGACCUGUAGAUUUUUAAGUGGACAGCCGAUGAAUAUGAAACUGGGAGCGAUGAAAAUAAAGAGGGGCCAGAUCGGAGAAGGAGACGGAGAGAAUUUGAAGUGAGAAAGAGGUCAGGGAUUGAGGCUAGAAAGGGGGUCAGGAGGAUUGGGAGCGAGUAAAAUGAUUGGUGGUGGACUGAAAACCCUGAAUAAUGCUUCAACGGGGAGGAGAGAAAAAGGACGUGUGCCACCUAAUAGGAGAUAAGCGCUUCACCUGGUUCUGGAAAACUCUGAGACGAAUGAAUGUAAAGAAGCAAAUGUUAACAGUUAUUCUGUAUGGAUGGAAUUUUUUAAAAAGAAGAUCGAUUAAUGUAUUAUUGGACAUCUGCACUACAAAUGUAUUGUUUAUGUUUGUUUGAUCUUGUCUCUGCAUCUGCAAUCUGAUAAAAUAACUUCACAUAAAUCAUUUUCUUUGCGUAGCUCAGGCCUGAUGCUGAUUUUUCUCCUCUUAAUCAAGUAAAAACUGACAACAUAAUAUUUGUAGUGCAAAAUGACGAGCAAGCCAGACUGUGAGAAAGUUUACAUCAGUGACACGUCGCAUACCAGGAGAAGAGUUAUGUUGUUACUGUAACAUUCUGCCCACGUUUGACUAAAAAGAAAAGUUAUUUUUUGCUAAUUGACUUUGAGCCACAGACUCCGGGGCGUGUGUGAGGCUGCUUUGCGUGCCGGUGAGGUGGUGCAGCAUCAAGUUAAAUAGUUAUCUUGAAAACGGCUAAAGCAAACCAAACAAAGAAACCACCUGGUAUUGUUCAACGCUUUCUGAAAACAACAGUGAGAAUGCAGGAAGUGCUUAUUCAUGAUAUAAAGUCUUAAUCCUUUUAGUCCUCACCUGACAGGAUUUUACCCGAGCACUAACUGCUGUCUCUUUUAUGUCUAGAUGUCUCAAAAACCACCAGAAAGCAGAGAAAUUGAGCUUUUUGCUGAUAGAGUAGCCUUUACUCCCCCGCCCCAAUGAGUAGGAUUCAGCUGCGUGUCACAUCUAUAACAUUAAAAUCACUCAGUAAUAUUACUGAACUGUCAGAUAUUGGAAAAGUGAGCAAUGAGUGAGCAGAAGCACUCAUUCAUUUUACUUUUAUUUCUUUUAUUUUCAAAAUCAAAUCUAAUACAAUAAAACCAAAAUAAAUCCACUCAGUCAAGUAGUAAAAGAGUUAAAGGCCUUGUCCGCACACACUUGAAAAGACGCCAGUUUCAAUUCCCUGAAAAGCUCUUUGUAUUGUAGUGAGAGGUAAGAAUUCAAAGGACGCAGCCUCUGUCUUUUGAAGGUGUCGAUGGAGCUCUGCGGCCAUCAGUAAGACUGUAAUAUUAGUGUUGGGGUUGUUUUUAACUGCACGUGUAAAGACUUGUCAUCCCGGCGAAGCACCUGUGUAAAUCCAAA
This is a messenger RNA of Salarias fasciatus (jewelled blenny), 2980 nucleotides long. It is a transcript of the gene misp3, whose product is annotated as MISP family member 3. The record is from RefSeq and is a predicted model, not a curated record. The transcript is spliced from 3 exons. The coding region runs from base 276 to 1544 and encodes 422 amino acids. NCBI's taxonomy places the organism in Eukaryota, Metazoa, Chordata, Actinopteri, Blenniiformes, Blenniidae.